Molecule: messenger RNA, 759 nt
Organism: Fonsecaea nubica
Lineage: Eukaryota; Fungi; Ascomycota; Eurotiomycetes; Chaetothyriales; Herpotrichiellaceae
Exons: 2
Coding region: 1-759 (252 amino acids)
Molecular function (GO): oxidoreductase activity
Source: RefSeq, a predicted model, not a curated record
AUGUCUUUAAAAGGAAAAGUAGUCUCCGUUACGGGUGCCGCCUCUGGCAUUGCAUUAGCCCUCACAAAACUGCUCGCCGAGAGAGGAGCCAAACUCGCAUUGGCUGAUAUCCAGAAGGAUGCCUUGAACAAGGUGGUCAGUGAGCUGCAAAGUCAGGGGGUUGAGGUUGUCGGCACCGUGCUCGAUGUAUCAUCUAGCGACGCGGUGGACAAAUGGAUCGCCUCGACCGUGGAGCAUUUUGGCGGUCUCGACGCCUCUGCAAACAUCGCCGGCAUCGAACUGGGAUUCACCAACAUUGCCGACCUGAAGAAUGAGACCUGGGACAAGAUGAUCGCCAUCAAUCUAAGUGGCUUGAUGUAUUGCGUGCGAGCGCAAAUUCGGGUCAUGAAGCCGGGAGCGAGCAUCGUCAACGCAUCCUCCCUGUCAGGGAUCUCGGGGAGACCAGGCUUGGGGGCGUAUGUUUGCUCCAAGCAUGGAGUGGUGGGACUGACGAAGACGGUUGCCAAAGAAAUGGGCCCCCAGGGAAUCAGGGUCAACGCCAUUGCUCCUGGUCCCAUUGAAACGCCGAUGCUUGACAGCUUGCUCGCGGGAGCACCUUCUUCAACAUCAAAUCAGACGACAAACACAUACUCCAGCCUACCGCUGCAGAGGAAAGGGCAGGCCCAGGAAGUCGCCAACCUGAUCGCCUUCCUGCUGAGCGAUGAAGCGUCAUUUAUCACGGGAGCAAUCGUGCCGGUAGACGGGGGUGCUGCAGCUUGA